Messenger RNA from Mercenaria mercenaria, 2393 nucleotides. RefSeq lists its product as uncharacterized. The transcript has 2 exons. Gene Ontology annotation, molecular function: protein binding. The coding region runs from base 29 to 2143 and encodes 704 amino acids. Lineage: Eukaryota; Metazoa; Mollusca; Bivalvia; Venerida; Veneridae. The record is from RefSeq and is a predicted model, not a curated record.
GAUUUGCUGACUUCAUACCAAACAAAGAAUGUUUCAACAACCUGGUUAUAUUGAGAAUGUGUCACUGAGACUGUCAGAGGUUCUUGCUGAUAUAGGAGUGGAUGAGAGGAUUGUUCAGAAAAGAAGAAGAACAUGGCUGCUGAGGGAAUCUAUGAAAACAAUAUCACUACAACUACGGGAUAUUAAUGGUACUGGAUACUACUUAGGCAGUCAGUCUGAGGGAACCACUACACUGGGUCUUAACUCAGACAUUGAUCAACUUCUCUGUCAUAAUAACUACAUGUAUAAUGUGAUACAAGACUGGGCUGACUGGGAACCUGGUAAACUAAAUUACUUGAUGAUCCAGGAUGAGACUGUAUCAUCUGGGUACUGUCUACUACAACUCCUGAGAGAUGAUGCUCCUCUUCCUUACAAUGAUGUACUUGACGGAGAUCAUUUCAGAGACAGAACAGGAAGAAUAUUGCUAAAGAACACAAUCAUGUCAGCAGCAGCAGCUAAUGUUUAUGAGGGAGGAGUAAGACAUGGUCCAGCAUAUGCAGAACAAGGACAACCUGGGCUUAUAGAUAAUGACAUUGUUUGUGCUUUACCCUGUAAAUCAUGGCCUCUACAAGCUAUGCAAUGGUUAGAUCAGCAAGGUGUAGGUCAGUGGCAUUCAGAUGAAAUGAAGAGAUACUGUAGCAAAACUGGAUGUUUUGUUGUUGGUGUUGGAAGCAAGGGCAGUGAAAAUGAAGAGCUUGAAUGGAGAAUAUCAACAUCUCUAGCAGAAAGGUGUUUAAUGUUUAAUCUUAAUAUUACACAGAUUCGCUGUUAUAUUUUGAUGAAGAUGAUAUUAAAAACCUUCAUCAAGCCACACUUUGGAGACACAGUUUCAAGUUUCAUGUGUAAAACAGUUCUGUUCCACUGCAUUGCAAAUACACAUUCUAAUAACUGGAGAGAAAAUAAAUUACUUGUUUGUCUAUCAUUGUGUUUAUCUGCCCUGUACAACAGUAUUUUGAAUGAAAACUGUCCUCAUUUUAUCAUACCUGGAAACAACUUGAUGAGAGGACAUAUUUCCCAUGAAUCUACACCUUACAUGCUUGAUAUACUGCAGUAUAUUAUAAACAGCAAAGGGAGGGUAUUACUGGAGAUUAAAUGUGAUGAUCUUGGUGCAAGGAUUCAGCUGAAGUUAAGUAAUUUGCUCUUUGAGUUUGAUAUCAAAAAGAGUAACAUUAUUUCAGGGGAUUUAUUAGAUAUCACUGCACAGUCAACUGCUGUGGACAUACAGCGCUAUCUGACUAUAAUUACAAACUGUAGUUAUAAAGAAGCUAUACAAACAUUGCUGAAAUAUAUUUUCAAACUAGUCAUUAUUUCUAAACAAUGCCAAGGACUGGACAAAACAGCUAGCAGCCUUCAUGUAAUAUGGCUCUGUACCACCCUGGGAUCUAUCCUGGCAUCUCUCAACAUUCAACAGUACCAUGCGCUAUCAGCAGAAGCUCUCACCUGGAUUUUACUAGAUCUGAACACAGAUGUUGCGUGUAGUAAACUGAAGCUAGCAUUCAUGUUGUACUGUAUAGAAGAUUCUCAAAGAACAGAAAUUGUUCUUAGAGAUAUUGAAGCAAACUAUGAUCUAAACACUGUUGAGCCUGUUUGUAAGUGCCAUAAUUUCAUCCAUCAAGUUUCAAGAAAAGGAUUCAAUGCAAUAUGUGACAAUUAUAAUGAAGAAGCUAUAAAGUACACUAUAGCCUUCUGUGUCAAAUUUUUGCCAUGUGAAAUUUAUUGUGUUCCCCAUGAACUAAGAUAUGAAAUGUUUAGAUCUACAGAAGAGGACCUUGCUUUCAGAGGCCGCCAUGAUGAUUGGAUGGACUGGGCUGUAGUUGAUUCUCUCCCUUACCUCUACUUCCUACAAUACAAGAACUACAGCAAUAUCCAGAGACAGGAAGAUAAACAAAGAGCCCUUUCUAACCUUAUCAGGACCAUUGAUCUUGAACCAAACCUUGGACACAGGGAAACAGCCCUGAAUCUACUGGGACAGUGUAUGGAACAAGAGGGCCGGGCUAGAGAUGCUUUAUGUUGUUAUUUAUCAUCCUUAAAUCUAAGGGAGAGAAACAAUGCUGCCAAGUUCCAUAUCUGUAGACUGCUGUCUACUUUGGUUAAUGCCCAUUAGUUUAAAAUGAACAAAUAAGUUAUUUGACCAGUAAGUGUAGAAUAUCAAUUCAUUGAAGAUUUAUGUAUAUUGGUACAUGUGAUGUUUCUAAAAGUUUUAAUGAAAUGACUGUGACUCACUAUGUGAUAAAAAGGAAAUUAAGAACUUCUGUUUAAAUACCGCGCAUUAUGCGAAAAGACAAAUAUCACAGUCAAAUUCAUUUGGAAAGGCUGGACUGUAUAUAUAAUUGUGCUUGAAAGUUUGAUUUGAU